UUCCACUUUCUCCUCUCUCCCUGCUAGUCAAUCCAGUCGCAUUAUGGUGAAGUGGCGUGGCUUUGCCGGGAGACUGGGGCGCUACCUGCCGUCGCAGCCCGGAGUAUCCUGCCCCGCUCUCCUUUGGAGGGCUACUUCCAGCGUUGCAAAGGCAGUUUCGGGCGCCCGGCAACUCAAGAGGCCGGAGGAGUUGCCCGGAACGGGGUCACUUGGGACCCUCUACUGGCUCUUCGUGAGGGGCUACUUGCUGCACACGCACCACCUGCAGAUCAUUUCCAAGAAAAUGUAUGGCCCCAUAUGGAAGUCUACCGUUGGUCCUCUUCUUAAUAUUAAUAUUGGAAGUCCUGAAAUCUUAGAGGAGCUAUUACGCCAGGAGGGAAAAUACCCAAUACGGAGUGACAUGGUCCUUUGGAAGGAACAUCGAGACAAACGGCACCUAUCCUAUGGCCCCUUCACUGAGGAUGGAGAAAGGUGGCACCGUCUACGGCAGGUGUUGAACAAGAGGAUGCUCAAACCUUCAGAGGCUGUACUAUAUGCAGAUGCCAUCAAUGAAGUGGUGUCAGAUCUGAUAGAGCACCUUGAAGAGGAGAGAAGAAAAAGCUCCUCAGGAGUAAAAGUUGAAGACAUGGCCAACCUAUUGUACCAAUUCGCCUUAGAAGGUAUCUCCUAUAUUCUCUUUGAGACCCGCAUUGGCUGUCUGGAGAAACAAAUCCCCACUGAAACAAAAAACUUCAUUGAUGCUAUUGGAUAUAUGUUCAAGAAUUCUGUCUUUGUCACCUUCCUACCCAAGUGGACUCGGGACGUACUGCCUUUCUGGAACCGUUACCUACAAAGCUGGGAUACUAUCUUUGCCUUUGGGAAAAAACUGAUUGACCAGAAGAUGGUGGAUUUAGAGAAGCAUCUGGAACAGGGUGAGGAAGUUUCAGGAUAUUUGACAUACCUGCUUACCAAUGGGCAGCUUAGUCAUGAAGAGAUAUAUGGAAGCAUAGCUGAGCUGCUAUUGGCUGGUGUUGACACGACAUCCAAUACUUUGUCUUGGGCUUUGUACCAUCUGGCUAGAAACCCAGACAUCCAGGAAGCUUUGUACCAGGAGGUGGCCAAUGUAGCACCCAAAGACAAAAUCCCUGAAACCAAGGACAUCACCAAGAUGCCCCUGCUUAAAGCGGUAGUCAAGGAGACUCUCAGGCUUUAUCCUGUGGUCCCCACCAAUGCACGAAUUAUUGCAGAGAAGGAGGUUGUCAUUAGAGGAUACAAGUUCCCAAAGGAUACCCUCUUUGUACUGGCCCACUAUGUCAUCUCCCAUGAUGAGACCAACUUUCCAGACCCAGACUGCUUCCUGCCACGCCGCUGGCUGCGAGACCAGAGAGAGAUGCCUCCUCACCCCUUCAGUUCCAUUCCCUUUGGUUAUGGAGUACGUGCCUGUGUGGGGCGUCGCAUUGCUGAACUUGAAAUGCAUCUGGCUCUUGCCAGGAUAAUUCAGAAGUUCUUGAUCAGACCAGAUCCACAGAGCACUGAAGUGAAGCCUCUUGCCCGUAUUGUGCUGGUGCCAGACAAGCCCAUUAACUUGGAUUUCCUUGACCGACGGACAAUGCCUUAAACAGAUAAUGCUUUAUUCAGCCUGAGAGUCUGCAGAGAUUCAGAGAAUCAGCUCUGGGAUUAGAUUAUGUCCUGGCUGGUCUACUGGCACAGGGCUUGAGGAGCUCCACCCUUCUGGCAGGAUUCAGUCUAAAGGGUGUCCCUCCAACUCAUAUAAGUGAAUUUUCUAUACACAGUUCACCAAAAGCAACAUUUACAGCCUUGCAGGCUUCCCCCAAGAGUCCACCCAUACGGUUGAUUUCUAGCUUCCCACCUUCCCAUUCCUGGGCUCCCAAUAAUCAGUGGUCAAAAUUAGAAGUACAGUAACUUAUUUCAGCUAAUUAAAAACUCUCUUUUGAUGGGAGGAGGCCUUUAUGCAUUCAAUUCUACAUGCCCCCUCCUUUCAGAGAGAUGUAUGCAUGAUGUAUAGAUGCUAUUGUUGCCACAUCAUUCCUCACAUGUUUGAAAAUGAUGUAAUCCUCCUUCAAAUGUUACUAAUCUAAUUAUGCCAAACUGGGAGCAGAGACUGGAACUGUGCCAUGAAACUCCACCUCAAACAGUGGGAGUGUGACUCCUUCCCUGGAUUUUGUGCACUGAGUGCAAACUUCUGAAGGGAAGAUACCUUCAUGCAUACAGCUAAGGUUUUCUCCAUGUAUAACUUCAUGCUCCAUAUAUGAGUACUAGGGAAGACCAUAUAUGAGUGCCACCUGCAUCAUAUAUCAUACACAGUAUCUUUGCAGACUACCAGUGAUCCCUGGAGAUGUUGGGAAUCACUGUUUAAGAGAAGGCUCAGAUAGGGCUGUGGUUUGUUAUUCAUUGCUUCAUUAAUGCAGUUAGUGCGCUUAGUGCAUUUAUUUUAACAAAAAAUAAAUAGAAGGGAACCAAAAAAGCACAUAAGAUCACAAAUGAAAUAAACAUACCCAUUGAUUAUAAUAACUAAUAUCAUGGAUAUGCUUGUGGGAUGAUUAGGAUAUAGUUAUCCAAGGAAAAGCUCUCUUUUUUUGAGUAGAUGUAAUAUAAAUGUACCAAGGACAAGUCAGAUAUAAUUCUUGUAUUCAGACUAGGUUGCUGUGUAGCAGGCAGAGUAGGGAGUUAUAAAUUCAGACACACAGUCAGCCAUGAAGAUGACUACAGUAAGUCUUCCAGCCAAACCUCCAUCACAAACUUCUGAAAAAUAAAA
Messenger RNA from Candoia aspera, 2755 nucleotides. RefSeq names its product sterol 26-hydroxylase, mitochondrial. The coding region runs from base 44 to 1597 and encodes 517 amino acids. The transcript is spliced from 9 exons. Gene Ontology annotation, molecular function: oxidoreductase activity, acting on paired donors, with incorporation or reduction of molecular oxygen; heme binding; monooxygenase activity. Gene Ontology annotation, cellular component: mitochondrial inner membrane. NCBI's taxonomy places the organism in Eukaryota, Metazoa, Chordata, Lepidosauria, Squamata, Candoiidae. Gene Ontology annotation, biological process: glucocorticoid biosynthetic process; cellular response to peptide hormone stimulus; cortisol metabolic process. The record is from RefSeq and is a predicted model, not a curated record.